This is a messenger RNA of Armigeres subalbatus, 6851 nucleotides long. RefSeq lists its product as uncharacterized. The transcript has 12 exons. The record is from RefSeq and is a predicted model, not a curated record. The coding region runs from base 927 to 5054 and encodes 1375 amino acids. NCBI's taxonomy places the organism in Eukaryota, Metazoa, Arthropoda, Insecta, Diptera, Culicidae.
GUUCACUGUCCAGUUCGUUUUUCUCCGUCGUCGAGUUACGUUGUGCUGUGGCUUUUCAUACAAAAUGAUAAAGCGUUCGCGUAUCAAAUAUUUCUCCAUCCAUUAAUAUAAUCGCUGAAAAAUAAGAAUUCGAUCGACAACCGAAAGAAAACAGUAUUGCCGUACAAUUCUUAAUAGAGUUUGCCGUCUGCAGUUGUACGUACGACGGAUCAUUGUGAAUGUCCUGUAUAGUAAAGUGCAACCAAAGUUGAUGACAGUGAAUUGGGAAAUUUUUCAGAUUUUCCACCCAACUGGAGAAAAAGUUUUGGAAGAGGCUGCUGGUGGAUGGUUGAUCGGAUGUUAAAAAGAGAAAGCAUAAACUCGUGUUGAAGGUGUUCCUUAUUCGCCAGAAGAAGAGAAAAGUAGUGCGUGGUGAAAGAGUUGAUUGCGAAACAAGUGUUGGUGGCAGUUCUCGAUUUAUUGGUGUAUGAGUGCCUGGAAUUUGAUAGCUCUGUUGGCUGGCCAUCGUCUGGCUGCUUCGUGUUCCAUCCGUGGUUCCAUCAUUAGCAUUUCCCGAAAAGUAAAUUUAUUUGAUUUUGGUGAAAAUUGUUUGCAUAUUUGCGUGAAGGGUAGAGCAACUUCUAUUCUGGUUAUCGCUGGAUGCAAUCCGUGCCGGAAUUGUAGCUGUACUAAUCGAACAUAGACGUAGAUUGCACAAGUGGACAAUGGAAAGCAAUUAAUAGGUCAGUAGCAUCCUUUGGCCACUGAAAUCGGAAAACGUAUCGCAAAUAGACAUGGAGGAAUGCAUUGGGCAGCUGUAGACCUUAAGAUGAUAGAAGUAAUUUAGUAAAGCGCGCGCGAGAGAAAGAAUCGAUUCCGUACCCAAAGUUAGUUCCAUUACGACAAUGAUGUGAUGCGAACACCCGUUAGCCAAUCAGAUCGUAACGAUGGAGACUGGUGAUACGGCAACCCUGCCCCUGGGUACCGCGGCACCUGCCCUUGUACGUCCAAACACAUUGCUGCCGCCCGAGAAAGAACCGGUACAUUUCCAAAUAAAUCUCAUUGGAGCGCCACCCGAAGUAGAACAGUUGAUCGAGCAUAUCAAGGCCGUUGCCGAGCAGUUUCUGUACCACUGGAAAACUUUCCCUAUCAAUUUGCCCACUCCACUCUCAACCAGUCCAGGAGGUGGUGUCGGCAAUGGCGGAGGAGAAGGCGGGGGAACGGUGGGCAGGAUAGGCGUUGCUAGCAACAACAAUACAAACAGCACCAAUCGGAAGUUACGCCCGAUCAAUCUGCGUGAUCUUUUCAUUGCACCGCCGUUCGACGAGCUGGAUGCAGUCGCGGCAGAUGGCACGGGCGAGCCGCGACUACUCAACAACACUCAACUGCGCUCGUUGCGUGAAAGAGGCUUACAAAAGGACAAAUUUGGCAAACCGAAGAAAUUAAAUUUGGAACAAUUGGAAUCGAUACAGUUGACAGGUGAGUUCGAGGUACCCAGCUUGAACUUUCCCGGUCAAAUGCACCGCUGGCGGUUGUCGCAGUUUCUGCAGAAAGGCUCGGAACGAACGCGCGAUUCGUUGCUCGGUGAUCUGGCCAUGUCGGCGCGAUUCUUAGUCAUUAGCGCCAAGGGACGAUUAUUUGGCCACUUCUUUUCGGUUGCUCAUGCUGUUCACGCUUUGUUGCAGGGACUAAUUAAGUUGGUCGAUAUGGUGAUCGGCGUUCCAUCGCUGUUGGCGCAAAAUCUAGAUAAUAAGAUUAAGGAAGAACGAUGCCGUUUUUUGGUAGCUGAGCUAGUUUGUAGAAGUGAGUACGAAGACUGUUUGGAUGCUCUUUGCAGUUAUGUACGGCAUCAACUCCGCCGAGCCACUAUGGAAAAGUUCGACGUUAAUUGUCAGCAAGCCCAGCCGGUACCGUACUUGUACGUUACUCCGAAAGGGCAGGAUAUUGAUUUGCGGCUAUUUUCGAAGGAUAUUAUGCGAAAAGCACUGCCCAUAUUGGUAGGAAUUUUGGAAAAGGAAACUCGCGGAUGGUUUCUGCAUUUCCGCGAACGUUUGAUAGCUGAAAUGCGGGAACGCAAAAUGACGGAUGCUGAAAUUGAAGAGGAGGUGAACGAGGCCGUUAUGAAGGAAUAUCUGCAGCGGGUGUACACAUCGAUAUUGUCUAAUUGUGAUUUGGUCGAUUUGGGAGAAAACGUACCGCAACUAUUGGUGCAGCAAGCACAAUCGGUUGUCAUCAUGCACAAAGCUGUCGACAAAAUACAAAAAGAGUUGAAGAAAUCUCGCGACGAACAUCGGAAACUUCUGCAGGAACAACAUCCCGUACUAUCGCGCAUAUCUCCCUGGUUGCGAGCCAAGCUUGAGGCCGGAGAACAAUCUAAACUCUCCAAAAUCACUUGGGGUGCACACGAGGAAGCAUUGAAAAUAGCACAGAAACACAACCUACACCAAUCGGUGUAUUUUCUCACCCGUGAUAUGGCAUUCAUGAAGGAGCGGGAGCCGGUUCUCUUGAAAGAAUUGAAGAACGCUAAAACGCCCACGCGCAACUUCCAGUGGGCUUGUAGAAUAUGGUCACCUAAGUCGUGGAUCAUUCGGCGUAGCUUCCAAGGACAUUCGGAAGUAAUACCAACGGUCAUAACACAGCAGGCCACGUCAAUAGUUACCCCACGAUCGGAUCCUAGUCAGCCAGUAUUCCUUGUGGAGAAGGAACUGGUACGCUCUACAAGCACACGUUGGCCAAUGUGGCGUCUGUUGAAUCUUUUUCAGCGUACAUGGACAUGGACUUGGAAUAUGAUGUUUCUACUCGGUGUCAUUGUGCCCUGGUGUAGUCCACUGGGGCUACGAGCUCUCUUUUGUGUUAAACCUUUCAUGGCGGAUUUGGAACUGUCUCAGGUGAAUGGAACUCUUUUUCCGAGAAAAACCAGCAUCACACAAACCAUGUGUUCAAGGUUGGUAGAAUUGUGGCGGCACAUCUCGAAAGCCCGAACACAUUUCGAAACUGAACCGGACACCGGCUUCAUUGGAAAAGGCAUGACAAGGCAUCUCAAUCGGCUGUACAAUUAUUUCAUAAAGGGUUUUCUUGGAUCUUUAUUGAUAAUGACCCUAUUUCCACUGUUGUGUGUUAGUGUGAGUAUCAGUAGCAUAGCUUUUGCCAUUGCUGCCCCGCUGUGGAUGCCUUUCAUUACCGUCACAUUGCAUAUCUACAUGAUGAUGAUCUACGAUUUGGAUUGCCCAGAUGAAAGCCGUCGGAAUCGGUACUGCAUCUUGAUGGAGGCUGUCGGAUGGAACAUUGUGAUGCAGGGAAUGGUUCAACCUGUCGCUGCACUCAUUGUGGCGUCUUUUAUUUGUCCUAUAGUGUCGGUGAUAGUUCUAUUUGUAGGAGUUGCGCGAUACUGGCUUCGGCUUUUUUGGGAUGCCAUUACGUUUCAUUUGUUCAUUAAGAAAUGUGGACGCGUUCCAGCUAGCGAUAGUUUUGCUGUUAAGCGUAUCGCUGGACCUGGUUUGGCUUUGGAUUACUACUUCUCCGUGAAACCCGAACAGGCUCUUGCAGCUUUCGAAGCAAAGAUGGAGCUGGACGAGCUACAGGCUUAUCAACACUCGAUGGAAACCGUCAUUUGUCAACCACAAAAAGAUUUCAGUCAAUUUGUGGAGGCAUGCUUUGGUCCGUUUUCGGCGCAAUUAUCGAAAACCGUCGGUCCUUACCGACAAUUGGAACGUGAAGGACAUGACUUGAUGACAUCUUUGCAUGAAAAGUUGGAGAAACGGCGUAGAGAUCUUCAAACUGGAUUGACGACUGCAGUCAAGUCAAGAAUUAAGCUGAAUACAAUGGAGCUGAAGAUCGUUAUCCAGCAGUCGGCUUACAUGUUGGAGAAGUUUUAUCCAGCUCAUGUUAUAGCGCGUCUGUCGAUUAGCGAGGAUGAGUUUUGGGAUGCCAAAGGUCUAUCUGUUGGCGACUGGGCUGGUCUAGCAGGAAUGUUGUACGCUGAUAUAUUCAGCUUGGAUUUUCUUACUCCAUUGUCGGAGAAUGAAACACAGUUUAAGCUGGAACCUCACACGCAAUUGGAUCUAUCCCGUUACACUGAAAUGGUACAAAAUACUAGUGAUAUAAUGGGCAUUAAUGGGCCAGAUCUAUUGGGAAAUGUUUAUGCUCCGCGUGGCAAUAUCCAAGUUCAUUCACCAUACUUGGAAGUUUCUGCUUUCAAUCCUCGAUCGCGAGUGAUGAUCAAUUCCAGAAGAGCCGAAAAAAGAAACGACACUUCUUCUGGCUUGACUACGCCGCGUGUGAGAGCUAGGCGUUCUCCAAUACCGACGCAUAAGUCACAAAACAGCUGGAAACCGUGGAAACGAAAACAGGUGAAAAAACACGUCGCAGAUAAACUGCUGAUUCCACUUCCGAUACCACACCCCGUUCAUAUAGCCAUAUCAAUCUAUAAUCGCGAUUCGGAUCAUCCCAUUCCCGUCGAAUCGGAUAUAUGCUGGGAUAUACUACGCUCGAUAGAAGAAUGCCAGGGAGAUUUGGAAGCGAUAGUCCGUUUUAGAGAAUCCGGAGGCGAUGGAAAUCGUUCGGUGGGUAUAAGCGUAGAUGGACUGGCAGCAAUUGAUUCCAGCAUUGAUUCUCUGGAUUCGAGCUCAUCCAAUUCUGGGACCAAAGACAGCAUGGACAUGAUAGCCGGCGCCAGUGAAACUUUACCGUGCACGAACCGAGAGGUAACGAUUAUAAUGCCAUCGACGACUCUUGGUGAAAUGGAUAAUUCUGUUGCAACUGCCGAGCAUGAAAGCGAAGAUGCCCCCGGUGAACAAACACCUUCUGCUCCUACCCAUUUCCAUUGGACUUUGAGAAACUGGGGAGGGGCAAAUGGAAACCAAUCGGUAGUUGCAAAUCGUCGACGAAACACCAGUUACACAUACAGCAGUAGCACAAGCGGCGGACCAGGUAAUAUCAAUAGUGCUAGCACUAACUCUCAGAAUGAUGCUCAAUUAGAGCAAAUUAGGGUGGAUUUGGCCAGCCCGGAAGAUAUCUCGCUAGAUACUGAUAGUUCUCGAGCCGUUUUUAGUGCUGCUUAUGGAACAACUGUUUGAAUAUUGGUUCACUUAUGCGAAAAGCUAAUUGUGUAUUUGUGAUAGAAAAAGUUACAGAUCUACUUUUUUAACUUCAGUUCAAUCCAGUAUAUAUGGAAAACGUUCAAAUGCCCUAAGCAUUCACCAACAUUUCCAUUCUUUUUCAUUGUUUUUGUUUUAUUUAAAAUUUUAAAUAGAAUGUUUGUUUUAAUAUCUUUAUGAGCAAAGUCAUUUUUAUUACAUUUUAAACGCUACACAUUAAGCGCAUCUAGUCUAUCGUAUAAUCACAAAAAUAUUCAUUCAGUUUUGAAUAUUUUGUUUAUUUUUGGUUUAACAUAUUUUCCGAAACAUAAUUCCGUGUGCUUAAACAACAGACGGAUCUAUAUUUUGCAAAAAAAAAACAUAUUUAAACUAUUUAUGCUGAUCUGUUCGCCGUAAAGCGAUAGACACAAUAUAUUUACAGACCAUUUGAAAGUGUCUCAAACGCUCGAUGUUCUUGAGAAUGCAUCUUGAUAACGAGAUGGCAUUUAUAAUUUGAUGUGAACCAAAUCAUGUAACGAUAGGCUAAAAUGAAACUCGUAUAAUAUUAACGUAUGGAAAAAACAUAGAUUUUUAUAUAUUUAGCAAAUAAAAACAGUUGAUCUGCCCUUAAUAUUAAGUAGAAUUUGACAAAAGCGAAAACCGUUGAGAUUUUUUCUCCCGCCCACAUUCUGUCGAUUCUGUUCUGAAACUAAUUUACAGGGUACAUUUUAGUUCCAUCUCUUCCAAGAAGUAAGAUCGUCAUAUUUCAAUAACAAAUGCUUACAAAAUUCCAGGCCAUAUCAUUCCUUUUUAUUGCACACGACUAGGUCUAUAACGAUUGGGUUUCACUCUGAACAUUCUCAAUAUACUUAGUGAAGGAAAAAAAUGAAACAAUAACCUCAGUAGUUAAGAUCUACUUAAAUACCGGAAUCUACACUUUGAAUUAGCGUAAAUUGGAAGUGAACUCGUUCUACUUCAUCUACAAAUCUAGAACUGUAAGACGGCAUCUGACAAAGUUAUGAUUAGAGCAAGAAGUGUUUCGCCAUUUUCAACCAGUAGUAAAAAUUGCUUAAAAACCGAUCUCCGCAAAUUUCUAAUAAGUGAAUAAAACCAUGAAAUCACGCUCUCUUUAUUUUACCAUACAUGCGUUCUGGAUGCAAUUAAGAGUCUGUCUUAAUUCACGAUUUAAAUUCGAACUAGAAUUUAAAAGUUUUGUAAGUCGCGAAGCACGAUUAUUUUUGAAAGAAAUCGAAUUGCCUUUGAUGAGAUAUUAAAAGGCAGAACAAUGUUCAUGAUCGAGUGGUCCGUAACUUUUGUACUCUACCUUUUAAAUUUUAGUUCAAUUUAAGUCUGAAAUAGAGACAAAUCCUAUGUGUUGAAAAUCGUUCUGAUAGUAUCGGCAGAUGCUUGAACCUACUAAAUACAUCAGGUCCCAAUUACACGAUUUACAUAAUAAGUCGAUUUUUCUCAAUUCUGGCCAACGCCAAAGAUAACAAUAAUAACGUACAAGUUUUCUUUCAAAUGAAAGUGACAUUAUUUACAAAACAGCCUUUCGCCAAAAUCUCAGUUCUCUCUCUGUAUGGCUUAAGUGUAGGCUUCAAUAAACAAAUAGUACUCGUCUAGCAGCUAUAUUAUCGAAGGCAUAUCGUUACUUCUGCAUGCCUGCUAAUGUAUAUACAAUGAAAUUAAGAACAAUUAAUUAAUUAGUCACCCACACAGCAUAGUGGGCUUUUUCUUGAAUCUGAUUUCAUCGAGAAACCAAUAAAGUCAUCCAAUCGAUGAACCAGUUUGCGACUA